GCCACACCGCACUUCCCUCGCAUCCAGCCGUCCUGUCUUGUCCCCCUCGACCCCCUCCUCCUUCACGUCUAGGCCUCCAUCGUGGCAAGACUUGAACAAACGCGUUGGAUGGAUCAUGCCGAGGGUGCUUGUGAGUCUCUGUUAGAGUUUGGGCUUUGGCAGAGCGAUUGCAGAACGAGUUGGCUAGGGAACCGAGUCGAUCGAGGUCCGCCCCGAGUUGAUGAGCGACCGAACCCUUUGAUUCCUUGAACCGUCGGAACUCGAUCCAAUAAAAAGAAAAGGAAGAAAAAAAAAGAGACAAGAGGUGUGCUUGGUUGAAUCGAUCCAUAAAUGUCGGGUCUGCCUGCCCGACCUUCCCUCGCGGAGCACAGCGGUGUGGCCGCGAGGCCGCUCGAUGCCCCCAAUACGACCAGCAAGAAGAAAAGGAAGCACCGCAAUCGCAAGCGACGCAAUCGGCGACCCUCGUUCCUUGCCGCGGACGAGUCGGACUCGCGACCGGUCGUUGCGGCCGCGUCAGGGGCGGACGCCGCCCCGGAGACGAGAAGCGAACAGACGUUCUACAGGCUGGGCCAGGCGCUGAGCAGCACAAGUCUGGAGAGCGAAGCAUUGUUGGAUCACCGAGACCAGCCGAUGAUGCGUUCCCGGAGAGAGAGCCGGCUCGCUCAGUCGUUUCGUCCUGGCUCCGUGACCUCGACAUCCUUCCACCCUUCCCAUCCCUCCCCGGCGAGUAGGCCACAGCAUGCAGAAGACAGUGAUGCGUCAGAUGCGGCCAACGACCACACGCCCUUGAUGCGCGGCUCCUCCUACGGCCGCUAUGGUGCCGACAGCAUCACCAACCCUUUCGCCUUGACACGCCCGCGACGGGGCUCAUCCGGCUCCCGGUCGCUAUCAUCAUCGCGGGCCUCGCCGCGUGGGGGGGUGGGAGUCAGCAUCGCCAUGGAGCGUGACUACGAUGUAAACAAUCCGCCGUCUAUUCCGGGUACACCAAAGCUGGGUCCGGAGAUGGGCUAUGACGAUGCAGUAGUGACGGGGGCCGAGUUUGGCUUUUCAACAACCAAGUCGCUAGACACUGGUCGGAAGGACUCUCUCCCCCGCUCGCACGACAUGCUAAUCGAUGUCGACGACCACGACCUCGACCACGGUAUUGUCCAGUCGCCCCCACUGACCACGACGGGGAGUACGAGUCCGCCGCCCGCCACGCUGCCGGAUACGCUCCGUCGACGGCGGACGGUGACUCUUCCCGUUGAGGAAGACGUGUGCUUCCCCACGGGGAUCUCGGAACUGGCAGACGACGAAGGAGCUGAAGGGCCACGGGCGGCGAGAGAGGAAGAGGAGUUUUCUCGGCGCCGGGGCUCCCGGCGACGGCGCGAAUGGCCGGACCUGGCCGUCUUGGAGGAAUGGAGCCGCGAGGAGAAGGAGGAGCGUCGGGGCGACCUGCGGGUGAAGAAGAUCAACGAACCGAUGCUGGUUGAGGGCCGGCUGCGGCCGCAGUACCGGCUAUGGCGACGUGAGGAGGACGAGGCGCCGUACCGCUUCACCUACUUCAACGAGGAGUUCCAGAGCACUAUCCACGCGCAGACCUUCUCGGAGCUGGUGCAACCGGGCGGUAGUUUCCGGGAACUGUUCAUCCCGGAUCCGCCAGAGCUGGAGGAUGAGUCUGAUACGGAUGAGUCGGUCACCCACGAGAACACCACCAAUAACAUUAAUAAUACCAACACCACUGCUACUGCCACUGCCACUACCACUACCAUUAACAAUCACAAUAAUAAUAACAAUAACAAUGUUGGCAUUCCCGUGAAUCACCAAGGGAAGCCGCAACAGGCCCACCCGCGCGCGCUCUCCAUCAUCAGUGAGGCGGUCUCCGAGUCACGGCAGUCGUCACAGCCGUCACAGCCGUCGUCGGACGACUCAUCGCGACGGCGGCGGCCUGCAGGCACCCGGGCAAAGCGAUACGGUCCACGGCCAACGUUCUGGCUGGACGUCCUUUCCCCGACGGACGCGGAGAUGCGGGUGAUGGCCAAGGCGUUUGGGAUCCACGCGCUGACGGCAGAGGACAUCAUGAUGCAGGAGGCGCGGGAGAAGGUCGAAUUGUUCCGGCAUUAUUACUUGGUCAACUACCGGACGUUCGAGCAGGACCCACACAGCGACAACUACCUGGAGCCCGUGAACAUGUAUGUGGUUGUUUUCCGCGACGGAGUGCUUUCCUUCCACUUCUCGCAGACGCCGCACCCGGCCAACGUGCGGCGGCGCAUCCGCCAGCUGAUGGACUACCUGAUCCUCAGCGCAGACUGGAUCUCGUACGCGCUGAUCGACGAUAUCACGGAUGUGUUCGGGCCGUUGAUCCAGGCGAUCGAGGACGAGGUCGACGAGAUCGACGAGAUCAUCAUGCAGAUGCACGCCCCCGGGAAACAGGAGCAGCAGCAGGAGGUCGUCGUCACGUCGUCGGGCGGCACCGUCACCACAACCACCGCCGUCGCCCCCGGCGAGAUGCUGCGCCGCGUGGGCGAGUGCCGCAAGAAGGUGAUGGGCAUGUACCGCCUGCUGAGCAACAAGGCGGACGUCGUCAAGGGUUUCGCCAAGCGCUGCAACGAGCAGUGGGAAGUGGCUCCCAAGUCCGAGAUCGGUCUGUACCUCGGUGACAUCCAGGACCACAUCAUGACCAUGACGAGCAAUCUGGCCCAUUACGAAACUAUCCUCUCGCGCGCCCACUCGAAUUACCUGGCGCAGAUCAACAUUCUGAUGAACGAGCGCCAGGAACAGACGGCUGACGUGCUGGGCAAGCUGACGGUCCUAGGUACCAUCGUGCUGCCCAUGAACAUCAUCUGUGGUAUGUGGGGGAUGAACGUCAAGGUUCCCGGGCAGGAGAUCGACAAUCUGUGGUGGUUUUGGUCCAUCACUGCCGGGCUCUUCGUCUUUGCUUUUGCCUCGUUCUAUAUCGCCAAACGAGUGUACAAAAUCGUCUAGGAUUGUCUUUUAACUAAUGGCUCUUGCUGUCUUCUACAUCUUUUCUCUCUCCUAUAGAGGUCUGUCUACCCAGGCUGCGAACAGCCUCGCCUUUUUUUUUUUUUUUUUUUU
This is a messenger RNA of Penicilliopsis zonata CBS 506.65, 3075 nucleotides long. RefSeq lists its product as hypothetical. Gene Ontology annotation, cellular component: plasma membrane. Gene Ontology annotation, biological process: magnesium ion transmembrane transport; intracellular magnesium ion homeostasis. Gene Ontology annotation, molecular function: magnesium ion transmembrane transporter activity. Bases 331 to 2964 code for a protein of 877 amino acids. The transcript has 4 exons. The record is from RefSeq and is a predicted model, not a curated record. Lineage: Eukaryota; Fungi; Ascomycota; Eurotiomycetes; Eurotiales; Aspergillaceae.